Molecule: messenger RNA, 2100 nt
Organism: Octodon degus (degu)
Lineage: Eukaryota; Metazoa; Chordata; Mammalia; Rodentia; Octodontidae
Gene: Ptgis
Product: prostaglandin I2 synthase
Exons: 10
Coding region: 232-1737 (501 amino acids)
Biological process (GO): prostaglandin biosynthetic process
Molecular function (GO): heme binding; oxidoreductase activity, acting on paired donors, with incorporation or reduction of molecular oxygen; iron ion binding
Source: RefSeq, a predicted model, not a curated record
GCUCUCCAUUGUAUCUUCUUCACCCUUGCCCUGCGCCCCCCUGCGCCCACCGCGCGCCCCCUCAGGCUCCAUCCUCCUCCCCCCUCCGCCCGAGCCCCUGUCCUUCCUCCUCCCCUCUCCACACCCCUCCCCCGGCCUCCACCCACCCCACUCUCCCUCCCGAGCCGCUGCGAGUGCAGCCUCUCCACUCCCGCGCGGGACGCCCUCCCCGUCGCCUCUGCUCUCCCAGCCAUGUCCUGGGCAGCGCUCCUCGGCCUCCUGGCCGCUCUGCUGCUAUUGCUGCUGCUACUGAGCCGCCGGCGCGCACGGCGACCUGGUGAGCCUCCGCUGGACCUGGGCAGCAUUCCUUGGCUGGGCCACGCUCUGGAGUUUGGAAGAGAUGCUGCCAGCUUCCUCACUAGGAUGAAGGAGAAGCACGGUGACAUCUUUACUGUGUUGGUGGGGGGCAGGUAUGUCACUGUCCUCCUGGACCCACACUCCUACGACACGGUGAUGUGGGAGCCGCGCACCAAGCUGGAUUUCCAGGCCUAUGCUGUCAUCCUCAUGGAGAGAAUUUUCAAGGUGCAGCUCCCCGAUUAUGACCCCAGUGAUGAGAAGGCCAAGAUGAAGUUGACCCUGCAGCACAGAGACCUGCAGGCACUCACAGAUGCCAUGUACACCAACCUCUGCACCGUCCUGCUGGGCGAGCCUGCGGAGGCAGCCGGGGACUGGCGGAAGGCGGGCCUGCUCGAGUUCUCUUACAGUGCCCUGCUCAGAGCCGGCUUCCUGACCCUGUAUGGUGUGGAGGCAUCACCAGGCACCCCCGAGAGCCAGGCCGAGGACCGCAGCCACUCAGCUGACGUCUUCCACACCUUCCGGCAGCUUGACCUGCUGCUCCCCAAGCUGGCUAGAGGCUCCGUGUCGGCAGGGGACAAGGACCAUGUGUGCGCCGUCAGAGGCCGCUUGUGGAAGCUGCUGUCCCCGGCCAGGCUGGCCUCCAGGGCGCUGCGGAGCAGCUGGCUGGAGAGUUACCUGCUGCACCUGGAGGAGAUGGGGGUGUCCCCGGAGAUGCAGGCUCGGGUGCUGGUGCAGCAGCUCUGGGCCACACAGGGAAACAUGGGCCCUGCAGCCUUCUGGCUCCUGCUCUACCUCCUGAAGAAUCCAGAGGCUCUGGCUGCCGUCCGAGGGGAGCUCGAGCACAUCCCGCCACACGCAGAGCAGCCGGCCUCGCAGAUGCACACCCUUCCCCAGAAGGCCUUAGACAACACGCCUGUGCUUGACAGUGUCCUCAGCGAGUGUCUCAGGCUCACGGCAGCCCCCUUCAUCACCCGCGAGGUUGUGGCAGACAUGGCCCUGCCUCUGGCAGACGGGCGGGAGUUCUCUCUGCGACGAGGCGAUCGACUCCUCCUCUUCCCCUUCUUGAGUCCCCAGAGGGAUCCGGAAAUCUACACAGACCCGGAGGUGUUUAAAUACAACCGAUUCCUGAGCCCAGAUGGAUCAGAGAAGAAAGACUUUUACAAGGGUGGGAAACGGUUGAAGAAUUACACCAUGCCGUGGGGCGCGGGGCACAAUCAGUGCCUGGGGAAGGCUUAUGCCAUCUACAGCAUUAAACAAUUUGUGUUCCUUGUGCUGACACAUUUUGACCUGGAGCUGGUCAGUGUGGAUGAGGAGAUCCCCAACUUUGACCUCAGCAGGUACGGCUUCGGUCUGAUGCAGCCCGAGCGUGAUGUGCCCGUCCAGUACCGCGUCCGGCUGUGACCUCUCGGAGCCUCCAGCCAGCCUGCUCCAGCUUCCUGACCCUUCUGUGCCAGCAUUGCUGUGUCCCUGCUGUCCUCCUAGAUGUGCCUAGGGGUGAGAACAAAGUGGAAGUCACAAAAGACAUCAUAAUCAAGAAAAGACAUGGAAAGUUCUGUGGCUUAUCACUGCCCAGUUUGAAUUCCAAACCAGGCUCUUUUCUUUCUUCAUGAGACAGGAUCUCACUAUGUAGUGUAGACUGGCCUUGAACUCAUUUUGUAGUCUAGGCUAGCAUCAGACUCACCGAGAUCCUCCUGCCUCAGCCUCCCAAGGGCUGAGAUUACAGCGAUGUACCACUGUGCCUAUAAAUCAGGCUUUUUCUGAUGC